ACGUAUUAGUGGCAAAUACUCUCUCCGUUUUUCAAUAUUUGUCGUUUUCAGUUUUCUAUGUAACAUUUAUUAAUAAUUAAUGUUGUCUGACCAAUGAUAAUAUAUCUUCUAUUUUUAUAUUGGUUGAAUUGUAGUUAGGUAAAUAGUUAAUGAUGUUUUUGUUUCAAAAAUAUAAGAAAUUAAUGAUUUUUUUAAUCUAUGUGUAUAAUUUUAAAACGACUUAUAUUGAAAAACAGAGGGAGUAUUAUCCAAUGCAGUCUCAAUUGAGCUGUUUAAGUGUAUUCAAUUGCAUUAAUUGAGAAAACAUUGAAUUCUGUCCAACAACCUUAUUUUGUUAAUUGAAUUUUAAUUUCAUUAACAAAAUAACAUAUUCCUUCCGUUUCAAAAAAAAAAAAAAUCUUAAAAAUAUAUUGGUUUCAAAAAAAUACAUUUUCAGUGCAUUAAUUAAUUGUAUUAUUCAUUCGGCUUUUGGAUUGGUUCAAUGGUUAUUAUUAUUAUUUUUUUUGCUAAAAAGGUUCAAUGGUUAUUUCCGAUGGGAUAAACGUCGUCGCAUGAUGAUGAUAUGUCUUUCUCUCCUAACGGCCAAAUUUUCAUCUCUAACCUCACUGUCUGCAAUGGAAGCAGCGAGAUUCAUCAACCAAAUUCAAAUCCCGAAAAACCCUAAUCGCAGAUCCUCCUCUCGUCCCGCGCGCUUUAUCAGAGCUUCGUCUUCACAGGAGCCGAAAAGCUACAGAGGUCCGAAACCGAGCAAGAACUUGGUGGCUGAUUUCGUUUCCAGGAACGACGACUCGGUCCGGAGCUUGCCCAUCUACGUCGGAGGCGCUUCCCUCUUGGCCGUUCUCUUCAAUCGCGCUGUUUCCGGUAUCGCUCCUGUUGCCGAUGCUAGCAGCUCACAGUCAAGAGCGGAUCUACUGGCGCUUGGUUUGGCUGUAACUAACUUAUUGACCGGUUUAGUCUGGUUAUCGAUCCGACCGAAGACCAUAACACCAGUGGAACCUCAAGGUGUGGACUGCAAAGUUUUGGAACCCAAUCUUCCUCCAUCAAUACUCUCCGAGUUGUUAUGGGCUUGGGAGUCUCUUAAGGUGGCAACAUGUUGUAAGUCUCUGGUUAUUGUCUACAAUGGCAUUUGCCUUCUUCAAAUCGGGAUGGCUGCUAAAUCUCCGGAUGUCAACCAAGCAGUCCUUGUAAACACUGCUAAGCUGAUGACAGGAUCGGUUUACCGAGGGGUAUUCAAAUCCAAAGCACAAAGUUACUUGGCAAAUCUUUCUCUAUAUCCUGGGAGAUCAGAGCUACCAUUUCUGCCUCCAAAUACACAGGCGGUGAUUUUGCAGCCGCUUGGUGAUAAAGGAAUCGCAGUUAUUGGCGGAAACACCAUCAGAGGCUUCACGUCUUCAGACCAGGCAUGGAUUUCUUCAAUUGGGGAGAAGCUUGAUGCCACAUUGGGGAGACGUUUUCUUGAUUCAGAUGAGAUUUCCCAAGAAACAGAUCAGUAAAGGUAACACAAACAAUGUAAAGAACUUUGUUUACACAAAGUGGAAAUGUAAAAAUAGAUUCAAGAAAUCAUGAACUAAAACACUUAUACAUCAGCUUAGAGUUCAUGUAUAAAACCAAUAAAAACUUCUUCACGAGCCCAACUAUGAAGUGUGUGCUCAGGUAGAAUGAAGGCUUUUGGAACC
Messenger RNA from Brassica rapa (field mustard), 1676 nucleotides. RefSeq names its product protein COFACTOR ASSEMBLY OF COMPLEX C SUBUNIT B CCB4, chloroplastic. Gene Ontology annotation, biological process: cytochrome b6f complex assembly. Lineage: Eukaryota; Viridiplantae; Streptophyta; Magnoliopsida; Brassicales; Brassicaceae. Gene Ontology annotation, cellular component: chloroplast. The record is from RefSeq and is a predicted model, not a curated record.